CGCGAGGGGAAGCGGCGGCGGCGGCGGCAGCGGCUGGAGCGCGAGGCGACGCCAUCGCGGCCCCGACGGGCCCGGGAAGACGCUGGUGGUGGUGGCGGCCGUGGCCGUGGUGGUGGCGGCGGCGGCGGCGGCGCGGGAGGACGGGCCGGCACGGCCCGCGGCAGCUGAGCGAGCCCGGGGCGGGCGCCGGGGGUCGCUGCCGCCGCCGCUGCUCCUGCCGCCGCUGCUGCCGCCGCCCUCCUCCUCCUCCUCCUCCUCCUCAUCUUGCGCCGCCGCCGCCGCCGCCAUUUUGUGAGAGUGCCUCGAGCGGGCGCCAUGUUUGUAAGGAAGAAUUAGGGCAGGCAUCUCCGGCCACCAGCACCUCCCUUCCCCCGUGUGUGUGUCCUCUCGUUCUCCUGUGCCCCGGGGCCUGCUCCUCCGAGCCGCCGCUGCCGCCUCCUCCUCCUCCUCCUCCUGCCCGCGCGGGGCGGCCGCGCUCAGCCCGUGCAGCCUCGCCCUGCACUGAGUGCCCGUUAGUGUCUCACUAAGUAACCGUGAGUGAAACCUUCAUCAUCUCUCCUCACUGAGGGACCCGACCCUCCUCCUCCUCACCGAGCCGCCCCCAGAGCGGCUGUGCGCGCCGCCGCCGCCGCCACCUCCUCCUCCUCCCUCCGCACCACGGGCAGCGGCAGUGUCCUGCCUUCCUCCACCUCCCUCCUCCUCCUCACCACACCACAGCCAGCACAAUGGCCUUUGAAAGCCUGUUCUCCAAACCCCCAAACCCAGUUCUUGACCCAAACAUGCCCGACUCUGACAGGCAACAUGCAGGGGACGAAAGAGAAGAUGGAGAGCUGGAAGAUGGUGAAAUAGAUGAUGCAGCGUAUGAAGAUGUGAAGGAGCAUGGUGCCAAGGGGGAUGAUAAGCAGAAGAACGAAAAAGGGCACCGGAAGUCACGGAAGAAACGCAAAAAAGAGAAAGAAAAGAAGAAAUCCAAAAGGAGAAGACGGGAUAAGCAUAAGCAUAACUCUCCUUCCAGCGACGACAGUUCAGACUACAGCCAUGACUCCGACAUGGAGCGCACAGAAAGGCCACACAAGAAGAGCAGCAGCUCUUCCUACCGAGACUACGAUUCGUCCUUCAACCAGCACGGACACGUGUCAGGAAAUUACAUGAGCUCACAGAAGAUGCAGCAUAAGAAAAAUGUAAAGAGUAAGGAGUAUGAUGACUACAGUCAUUACAGUGAUGAAAACUUUGGCAAUUAUAAUGAGGAGGAAAAGGAUGAAGAUUUUGCUGAUCAGCUUAAACAAUACAGGCAAGCUAAAGAGACUUCCAGUUCUGAUUUGGGACCUCCAUUCCUGAAAGAACCAGUGAAAAAACAGGGGAUGAAAGGGAUCCAGAAAGGUAUUUCCCAAAGAGGCAAUAAUUACAACGUUGGCCGAGGCCGUGGAAUGCAGAAGAAGUUGAAGCGUAAAGAUCGUGGAAGGGGAAGAGGGGGCAAUAAAGGAUCUGAUGGCUUUCAUGAGGACGGCAAACCAGUGAAGAAGUGGGUUAAUAUGAGCCAGGAGUUCAUCAAUCAGCAUACAGUGGAGCACAAAGGCAAACAAAUCUGUAAAUAUUUCCUUGAAGGAAGGUGUAUUAAGGGAGAGCAGUGUAAAUUUGAUCACGACGCAGAGAUUGAAAAGAAGAAGGAAAUCUGCAAGUUUUACAUCCAGGGUUACUGCACCAAAGGAGAGAACUGCAUUUAUUUGCACAAUGAAUUCCCUUGCAAGUUCUACCAUACAGGAGCAAAAUGCUAUCAAGGAGACAAGUGCAAAUUCUCUCAUGCUCCCCUGACUGCAGAAACAAAAGAGCUGUUGGAUAAGGUUCUCAACACUGAGGAGGAGCCACAAAAUGAAGAUGAGAAGGAGCUGGAGGAACUCCGAAAGCGUGGCAUAGUUCCUCUCCCUAAGCCACCUCCCGGUGUUGGCCUUCUGCCCACCCCUCCAGAGCAAUAUCCGUUCUCUGAGUCUGACAUAGAGAAUUACCAAGAUCCUUCAGGGGACUAUAAGAAAAUCCCAUCUCUCUUUGAAAUAGUGGUGAAGCCUACUGUGGAUUUAGCACACAAGAUCGGGAAGAAGCCGCCCACCUUCUACAACAGCGGCUCACCUCCCAGGCCACCGUUCCAGGGCAACGACCCGCACUCCCAGCACAUGUACAACCCGGGUUCCAGCCCGGGGCCGGGCCCUGGCAUGCCCCAGGGACACAACGGGCCCCCCAUGCACCCGGGCUCCCCGGGGCAUCACCCGUGCGGGGGGCCGCAGGGCCCGGGCAUGCCGCAGAGCCCUCCCAUGCAGGGCGUCCCGCCGGGCUUCCUGGGGCCCCAGAACCAGGCUGCUCUGCCCAUGCAGGGACAGCAAGGGGGGCCGCCUCUCACGCCACCGGGGCUGGGUGCGUCCUACAACGCGCCAGGAGUCCAAGGACACAUGGUGAACGUGCCCCGAGAGAACCACUGCGCCCCGGGGCCACAGUACCAGCAGCUGCCCGGGGAGCGGCAGCCCAACAUGAGCUACGAGCCCAUGCAGAACCCAGCUGAUUUCUAUGACAACUACUACUCUCACCAAGCCGUGCAUAACUUCCAGCCAGCUAACAACUCUGGUGAUGGAACAUGGCACGGAGAGUUUGGAGACCACCAGGCUCACCUCAUGGCUCAAGAGUCGCAUCAGGGCGGCAGCGAGCCGGACUGCAUGAGCAGCCACAUGGGCCAUAAAGCAGCCAUUAACGUGCCAGAUUUCCUGCCAGCGAUGCAGAAGGCUCUCUAUGCACGGCUCAGUCAGAAGCAUCAGAGAGACGGAGACUCUGUCAGCAGCCAGGGGCAGAGGGCGAUGAGCAAAGACGAAGACGACAAUGUCAACUGGUACUCCAGCAGCGAGGAGGAGGAGGGCAGCAGCGUUAAAUCCAUCCUGAAAACCUUAAAGAAGCAAAGCGAAAGCUUUCGGAGCCGGCAGCAGCACUCGGCAGAGCAGCACCUGCUGGGCAUGCCCACCGACCCCAGGCUGGCCAAGGACAAGGCGCCCGCCAGCGCCGACCCCAGGCUGCGCGCCUCGCCCAGGGCCAACCCCAGGAAGCCCCCCGAGGCGGCGGGCCUGGACCCCCGGCUGGCCCGGGACCCCAGGGUGCACAAGGGCGGCGAGGGCGGCCACGGCGGCUCGGCGCUGGCGGCAGCCAAGCCGGACCCGCACCACGCCAAGCCGAAGCAGAAGGGGCUGGAGGAUGACGAGGAGGACUCGGAGAGGGAGCUGAGAGAGCGGGCGUUCCUCAUCCCCCUGGAGCCCAUGCCCGGCGUGACGCUGAGGGACCCCCGCUCCCAGCUCCGCCAGUUCAGCCACAUUAAGAUGGACGUCACCCUGAUGAAGCCCAACUUCGCCAAGCACAUCGUGUGGGCGCCCGAGGACCUGCUCCCCAUCCCUCUGCCCAAGCCCGACCCCGUCUCUUCCAUCAACUUGCCUCUCCCUCCGCUCAUCGCCGACCAGAGACUGAACAAGCUGCGGCAGCUGAAGGGCGACGCGCACGCCGCCGCCGCGCCGGCCGACCCGCGCCUGGCCGCCAAGGCCAAGAACAACCUCCUGGCCAGGCCGGGCUACCUGGAGCCCGCCGGGGAUCCCCACGCCGGCAGCUCCGGCAAGUUGGGAGACCCCCGCCUGCAGAAGAACGUGGACCCCAGGCUGCACAGACUGUCCGGCGCCGACGCGCAUCACGGGGCCGCCAAGGAGCCCCACCCGGCCAAGUUCGACCCGCGCCUGGCCCGAGCCGCGGCCGCCGCCGGCUCCUCGCAGCCCGCCGACGCCGCCAAAGCCGAGCCGGACGCCCUGCCGCCCUACGCCCCCAAGCUGGCGUCCGGCGGGGGCAGGCUGGGCGCCCCGGGCUCCAUCCUGAGCGGGAUCAGCCUGUACGACCCGAGGGAUCCCGGCUCGGCGGCGGAGCCGCCCGCGGCCGGCGCGGGGGACAGCGGGGACAGCCAGAAAAAAAGCAUCCUGAAAAACGCGGCCAAGAGCGAAGCGUGUCCCGCGGAGGAGCCGGCGCCGCACAAAGCCGCGCCCGGCGCCGAGAGGAGCGCGGAGGGCUCGGCGGAGGGCGCGGCGGAGAGAGCGGCGGGCGGCAAAGCCCCGGGCAAGGCCGCCAGCGCCGCGCCCGCCAGCGCCGCGCCCGCCGUGCACAACCUGCCCAUCCAGGCGCUGUCGGGGCUGAUCCGGCCGCAGUACGGCGAGGCGCGGCAGGGCCGGCCCCCGGGGCAGCCCGCGCAGCCCCACGACGGCGGCGGCGAGCCCGGCCCGGCCCCCGGCGCCGCCCCCGACACGGAUGACAAGUCCUUGAAAGAGGUGUUCAAGACAUUCGACCCGACGGCGUCGCCGUUUUGUUAGCGGCCGGUUUUUUAAGCCGCUGCGGGUCUCGCAGUUCUCGGCUGGUUUUGUAACUGGUUUGUAACUGGUUUGUAACUGGUUUACCUCUCUCUGCUUUAUUUAUUUGUAAGUUAUGAUUACCGACACUGCCCAGCUGCUACCCCGGGCCCACGGGCAGCCCUGCAGUACGCUAGAGUGUUUGCAAAGCUGUGCUGUUUUCUAUAGGAUACUCCUUGUUUUGCCGAUUUCAGGGAGAAUAAGGGUCGACAUAGAUCCCUCCCCCUCCCCUCCGCCCCCCUGCUAUCGUGGUAGAGCUGAUGGAGCACUUUCAUUGUACAUAAGCCAUUAAGGAAAGCCCCUCCCUCACGCCCGUUGUAUAUGUGCGAGCCGCCUCUUUCCGAAGCGAUUUAGAGCUGCCCGUGUCCCCCUUUGUACGACUGUAUAGAUCCAAGCAAUAUGAUGUACAUUAACUGUGAGCCGGGGCCGUUUGGCAGGGACUUGGUGCAUCCAAGCCACAGCUCCUGACGGCUGGGUUGCAAAGCGAGUUGUGGGGGAAGCCUGGCCCCUCCUGGCCAGCCCAGGCCGUGUCACAGCGCUGGCAGUUUUUACCCACCCCCCGUCGAUAACGGAGUGUGAGAGAGACCCUCGAGGCAUCCCGAGGAUCACAAAUGGCAUAUCUUUUAAGAGUAUUUUAUCCUAUGCUGUACAUAGAAGAAAUUGUGAAGUACAUAGAGGAAAGUCACUGUUCAAAGUGGAGGAAUUAAGUUGUCCAAUACAACAAUAAGGAUGAAACAGACACACCCCCCCUCCCCUCCCCUGACCCCGAGGUUUUUAUUUAAUGGGUUUUUUUCCACGCAUCCACGCCCCUGGUUUAGUGCUCUGAAGUUACCUUGUGGUGUUUCAUGUAUUUCAAUGUAUUUUUGUAUUCAGCUGCUUAAUUUGUAUUGCUUUUUUUUGUAUGGAUGUAACUGCAGUACUUGUAUUCAUGGUGUCUCUACGACAUUUUUAACAAAAGAGAUUAAAAAGGGUACAGUGAAA
Molecule: messenger RNA, 5393 nt
Organism: Colius striatus (speckled mousebird)
Lineage: Eukaryota; Metazoa; Chordata; Aves; Coliiformes; Coliidae
Gene: ZC3H6
Product: zinc finger CCCH-type containing 6
Exons: 12
Coding region: 726-4376 (1216 amino acids)
Biological process (GO): negative regulation of DNA-templated transcription
Cellular component (GO): nucleus
Molecular function (GO): metal ion binding; RNA binding
Source: RefSeq, a predicted model, not a curated record